Panicum virgatum (switchgrass) is the source of this 1153-nucleotide messenger RNA. RefSeq lists its product as uncharacterized. The transcript has a single exon. The record is from RefSeq and is a predicted model, not a curated record. Gene Ontology annotation, biological process: defense response. Lineage: Eukaryota; Viridiplantae; Streptophyta; Magnoliopsida; Poales; Poaceae. The coding region runs from base 106 to 969 and encodes 287 amino acids.
CCAAAACCUUCCUCAAAUCCAACCGCCCGCCCAAACCCACCGCCGUCUCGGGGGGUCUCGCCCUCCCGUCCCCAAUCGCGAAACCCUCUCCGCCGCUCGCCGGCGAUGGAGGCGCCGGACGAGGAGGCUGGAUUGGGGUUACCCGAGGGCGAGCGGCUGCUGGAGGUGACCCUCAUCUCCGCCCAGGGGCUCAAGCCCCCCUCCGGCCUGCGGCGGCGGCUGCAGGCGUAUGCUGUGGCCUGGGUGGACGCCGGGCACAAGCUCCAGACCCGGCCCGACACGGCGGGCGGGCUCGACCCGGCGUGGCACGCGCGGCUCCUCUUCCGCGUGCGCGAGGCCUCGCUCGCCGAGGACUCCCGCGCCGCUGUCUCCGUCGAGAUCUACGCGGCCGCCGCGGGCUCCUGGCACCUCGGCGGGGACUCGCUCGUGGGCUCCGCGCGAUUCCUGCUCGGCGACCACCGCCUCCUAUCCCGCCCCGUCGGCUCCCCCUCCAUGUUCGCGGUCGGCGUGCGCCGCCCCUCCGGCAGGGUCCACGGCCUCCUCAACGUGGCCGCGAGCCUCGUCGCGGUCCCGCCGUCCCCGGCCGCCUGCCACGCCCUCCACCUCUCGCCUGCCGUCUCUCUCAGCGGCCUCUCCGUGGCGCCCAACCCGAGCCGCGUGCUCCGCGUCCUCAACCGUGCGCACCCCAUACCUCCACCGUCCCCGAAGCUGCUUACGCCCAAGAAGCAGCAGAUGGUGGUCAAGCCGAACAACAAGGUCGCGGACGAUGGCAGCGAUGAGGAGGGGAGCGAGGAAGAGGCGAGGGGGAUGGGCGGGGUGAUGUUCUGCGGACCUUGCGUCUUACCGUAUCCAAGAAAGAUACACACAAGCCCCUCAGACGAGAACCUGCAGGCCUUCGCUCGCAUCUUCUCUGGCGGUCUCAGGCAUUGCCGAACGGAGCCCUCAUUGCCAAGCAGCCCGUGCAAGUAAGCUCCAUUCUUUGAGUUGAUUCCUUGUGAAGGGGGUCUGUUUCCUGUUGUGGGCAAUUAGCUUAUUGACGAUGAAGAUAUAGUGCUGAGUUGUAUCAUAGCAUCUCUUGUUAUCACUGAGUAUAUGUUACAUCAGAUUGUUUGGAUUUAAUGGAAGUGUAGAGUGUUAGAGCUGCAUAGACCAA